UGAGGACCAAGGGGCAUUGGUCACAAAUAUCUCUCUAGAUCAGCUACUGGGGGGGAAAAAAUAAACUCUUCUGAAUUAUUAAAGAUUAAGCCCUACUUAUCACAAUGCACUGCCUGAAGAGUCUGAGGACAGCUAACCCGGGAAUCUUGCAGCUAUUUAAAAAUGCAGGGAUCUCCGCCAGAGUUGGAGCUGAAAACAUUGUUUGGUCGAGGACGCAGCAACCUGUUCAUCUCCCCUGCUGGGCUGCAGCAUCACAGCACACCCACAGAGCCUUUCACGAACAAAAGCCCCCUGAUGUGGACCAAGAGCACCCCAAAAGUAGGUUGAUGUCCAGCAUGGAGGACCUACUUUUCUACACCAUCACUGAAGGCAAGGAGAUGAUCCCCCUGUCUCAGUUCAUCUCUGCUUUGAGAAAAACUGGUUUGUUAACAUCUGACCCUCGGCUGCGUGACUGUGUCCGUCAGAUGCGACAAUCCUCACUUGACUCUAUAGGGCCUGUCAUGAUGGACAAGAAGCUCUUCAGAAGAUGUGUGGGCAACAACAUCAUGCUGCUGACUAAGGCUUUCAGAAAAAAGUUCAUCAUCCCGAACUUUGAAGAGUUCACCAUGCACGUUGACAGGAUGUAUGAGGCUGCACAACAGCAGGAGGCAGGACAAGUAGCUGAUUACAUUCCUCAGCUGGCUAAGUUCAGUCCUGAUCUCUGGGGUGUAUCUCUGUGCACAAUCGACGGACAGAGACACUCUGUUGGUGACACCAAGGUUCCCUUUUGUCUGCAGUCGUGUGUGAAACCUCUGGAGUAUGCCAUCGCUGUGCACGAGUUCGGCGGUGACAAUGUUCACCACUUUGUGGGCAAAGAGCCCAGUGGAUUCAAGUUCAACAAGCUGUCACUCAAUGAGGAUGAUAAACCACACAACCCGAUGGUGAAUGCCGGAGCUAUCGUCAUCAGUUCUUUAAUUAAGCCACAUUCAAAUAAGGCCGAAAGGUUCGACUAUGUGAUGGAGUUCCUGAAAAGUUUGGCUGGUACAGAGUUUGUGGGCUUUAGCAACGCAACUUUCCAGUCCGAGAGGGAGACCGGUGAUAGGAAUUAUGCAAUCGGUUAUUACCUCAAAGAGAAAAAAUGCUUUCCCGAGAAUGCAGAUAUGACAGCAGCUCUUGACUUCUACUUUCAGCUGUGCUCCAUUGAGGUGACCUGUGAGUCAGGAAGUGUCAUGGCUGCCACACUGGCCAACGGGGGCAUUUGUCCAAUCACAGGCGAGCGUGUGCUGAGUGCUGAAGCCGUUCGUAACACCCUGAGCCUCAUGCAUUCUUGUGGCAUGUAUGACUUCUCUGGACAGUUUGCCUUCCAUGUGGGCUUGCCUGCUAAAUCUGGCGUUUCAGGUGCUGUUCUGCUGGUUGUACCCAACGUCAUGGGCAUGAUGUGUUGGUCCCCACCUUUGGAUCGGCUUGGAAACAGUGUUCGUGGCAUUCACUUCUGUCAGGAGCUGGUGUCUCACUUCAACUUCCACAAUUAUGACAAUCUGAGACACUUUACCAAGAAACAUGACCCCAGGAGAAGAUCAGAUGAAGAUCCAAACAAGUCCGUGGUAAACCUGAUGUUUGCAGCCUUCAGCGGUGACGUCUCCGCUCUGAGGAGGUUUGCUCUUUCAGCUGUGAACAUGGAGCAGAGAGACUACGACUCUCGCACGGCACUCCACAUUGCUGCUGCAGAAGGUCAUGUGGAAGCUAUUGUCUUCCUAACUGAAGUAUGUAAAGUGAAUCCCUACAUGAAAGACAGAUGGGGGAACACACCUCUAGAUGACGCCAUGCAGUUUGGCCAUGAUGUCGUUGUCUCAGUCCUGCAAGAGUACCAGCGUGUCUACACUGAGAGCGAGGCACCAUGUGACACAGAGGAGCAGAAGACCCCACUAGACACGUUAAAGAGCAUCAUCUAAACCAUAAGGGAUCAGAGGGUUUGUAAUGGAAAUAUAUCUGUUUUAUUAUGAGAGGACUGAAAGGACACAGUCUGAUGGAGAGACCUGAUGAAUAAAUGUCUUUAAUAUGAUAAUAGAGGUUAUAUAUUUAGACUGUUGAAAAACUUUGAAGUCCAGGAUUAAAGGGACAGUUCACCCAAGGAAGUGUGCAUCUACUUAUGGAUGUGACAACAUGAGAUGUAAACAUCAAUGGCGUCCUCCUCGGGUGAGCUGUAACGUUACCUAGCUCCGUGGUGCUAGGUGAGCUAGCAGUAGAUGCACGCUUCCUUCUGCGUGGUGAUACAGUUUCUGGGUGUAGUUCAGAAGAAAGAAAAUAGUUCCUACAUGAAAACUCUAUACAACGAGGUUGUGAUUUCUGGACAAAGACAUUGCUGUUGAGUUUUUUAAAUGUAUUUUUUGGCGCUUUGAGCACCACAAGCCAAGUGCCAUCUAGUUUCAUUGUAUCUGAGAGGCAGACAUCUCUACAGCCGAUAUCUCCAACACUCUGAAAUUCACACCCAAAUUAUCUAUAUCAGGGAUCAGCAACUUUUACAAUCAAAAGAGCCAUUUAAAAAAAAUUUAAAAAUCUGUCUGGAGCCACAAAACAUGUUUGUGCCUUGAUAAUGAUGGCAACGCAGCCUGUUUAAUCUAAAUUAGCCUUUAAACAUUCCUAAUAUGUUUUACAACAAAAUAGCUACUCUGCAGUGGGUUAAUUAUAAUUAUUUGGUACUUUAACUUGACAGCGUUUGUAGUGAAAACAAACGAAUCUGUCCACUCACUAUGAAAUUUUCUAUUUUCCUUUGGGACGUUUUCUUUUUUGGAUUUGGAAACAAUAGCUAGCCUCACUAAGGAGACUCAAGCUCAGUCAUCACUAUUGAGAUUGAGCAAAUUCUAGGAAAAAGCUCCAGGCAUAAUUGAUGAGAUGUUAAAACAUUUUUUAUACAGUGUAUAGGCCACUCAUUAAUACAUUUGGAAAAUGUAAGAAUCACUUUACGGCUACAGUAAUCAUGAAUGAAAAUUAAAAUGUUAAGAAAUAACUGUUAUUCAUUUCCAUAUAUUCCAUAUUCCAUAUAAAUCCUGAGCCGCAGGUUGCCUACCCCUGAUCUAGACUGAUAAAUAGCACUACAGGUAAGAGGAAAAGUAUGUAUAUUUGAUUUAGGGGUGAACUGUCCCUUUAGGUCCUUUAUUUUGCAGGCUGGAGGAAUCAUUUAACAAUGUAAAGUAUCAACAAAGCCCGGUAUAAUCAGGGAAAAAAAUGACAUUAAUGUAAGCCAUGAUUUAGCUCGUUUUGCAAUAUUAAUGAACUGUUUUUGUGCUCUGCUUCUGAUAGAAAAUGCCACUGUGAUGUAAAUAUCUAAUAUACUGUGCUUAUUUAUUGUUAAUAUAUUGAAAUAUAUUUUGCCUUAUCAGUAUGCUGUUUAAUCAGGGUUUUUUAUGCUCCCCUUGUAAUAACUGUAUAAAUAUUCCCAAAGCUGCUUCAUUAAUUAUUCUCAGUCAAUGGGAGGUGAUUCAGUUGCAUUUGUGCCUGUAACUGUGGAAGGGCUGUUUGAUUGUACUUUAUAUCAGUUCAUUAAGGCUCAUAGGCCAGUUUAUUCACUGCUGAUAUCUUGUGUUAACAUCGUGAUUGUUUUAUUAUUGGAGGAAUGUGAACUCUUUUCAUUGGUCACUUGUAGAGAUGGGAAUUGAUAAGUAUUUAUUGAUACCAAUGCUAUUAUUGAUUCUUAUCGGUCUGACUCUUUUUCAAUUCCUUUAUUGGCUCCUGCUCAGUUUUCUGUGUGGUAAAAAGAAGGCCUACACAGGUUUAAUUGUCAGUGCAGCCAUUUAAUUAUCUCAGAGAAUGAACGCAGUGUAGAUGAAAAGAGCAUAUUUGUACAGCGUUUGUUAAAAAAAACCUGCUAAGCCUGCCUGCGCUGCACUGAUGUUACUAUAAGAGGAUAUUUACUCCAGUAGCUGCAGUGCUGCUCAGUCGGGAGGCUGUGGCACUUAUGCGUAGUGUCAAAUAAAUGGCAUCCCUGAAAUUCACUUUGGACCAUUUCUGCAUCUCUGUGAUGGCUCCUUUUUCCUUGUUUCCAGCAGCGUAGACACAGGAGUUUGAUGUCAUUGUUUUGCAAUGCGCAACUGUUAAAUAAACAUGCCGGCGCUGAUAACAGGAAUUCAUAAGAGCAGAGGUAUACAAUUCUGAUGGAUCAGACAAUUUGGAAACAGUUCUCAAUUUCAAUUCCUAUCCCUAGUCACUUGUGUAUCACAUUAGUAUCUGCAUGUCUCAGGCCCUGGGAACACUGCCUAUCUGGGUUACUCUAAUGAAAAAUGUAUAAUUCAAGUUAUGCAAAUGACAUAAUUAAAUCAAAGCUUUUGCUUGUUAGUAUGAAGUGUACUGAGAGAGUCAGACACAGCUAAGUUAACCUCCUCGACUAAGUCAUGUGAUAAAAAUGUAUUAUUUUGCAAGUCAUCUCAAAUGACUGCAUUUUAUUCAUUGUGUUUUAUUUCAUUUAACUCAGUGAAGUGAUUCCUUGACACGACUUAAGAUUAAGUCGUCACUGUAAAUAUGUAUCAUCCUGCUGUAAAUAAACGAGAAAUGUCAAAGUA
Messenger RNA from Epinephelus moara (kelp grouper), 4535 nucleotides. It is a transcript of the gene gls2a, whose product is annotated as glutaminase 2a (liver, mitochondrial). The record is from RefSeq and is a predicted model, not a curated record. Gene Ontology annotation, biological process: L-glutamine catabolic process. Gene Ontology annotation, molecular function: protein binding; glutaminase activity. NCBI's taxonomy places the organism in Eukaryota, Metazoa, Chordata, Actinopteri, Perciformes, Serranidae. Bases 105 to 1931 code for a protein of 608 amino acids. The transcript has 18 exons.